CUGCCCCCGCGCCUCGCCAUGGGCGCCGCGCGCCGCCGGGCGCUGUCCGUGCUGCCGGCCCUGCUGUUGGCCCUGGCCCUGCCCGCGCCGGCCGUCCGCGCGCAGAACGACACGGAGCCCAUCGUGCUGGAGGGCAAGUGCCUGGUGGUGUGCGACUCGAACCCGGCCACGGACGCCAAGGGCUCCUCGUCGUCCCCGCUGGGCAUCUCGGUGCGCGCGGCCAACUCCAAGGUGGCGUUCUCGGCCGUGCGCAGCACCAACCACGAGCCCUCGGAGAUGAGCAACAAGACGCGCAUCAUUUACUUCGAUCAGAUCCUAGUAAACGUGGGUAAUUUUUUCACGCUGGAGUCUGUCUUUGUAGCCCCGAGAAAAGGAAUUUACAGUUUCAGUUUUCACGUAAUUAAAGUCUACCAGAGCCAGACAAUCCAGGUUAACCUGAUGUUGAAUGGGAAACCGGUCAUAUCUGCUUUCGCUGGGGACAAAGAUGUGACUCGUGAAGCUGCCACCAACGGAGUCUUACUCUACCUGGAUAAAGAGGAUAAGGUUUACCUGAAACUGGAGAAAGGUAAUCUGGUUGGAGGCUGGCAGUAUUCGACCUUCUCCGGCUUCCUGGUGUUUCCCUUAUAG
Sorex fumeus (smoky shrew) is the source of this 627-nucleotide messenger RNA. It is a transcript of the gene CBLN4, whose product is annotated as cerebellin 4 precursor. Gene Ontology annotation, molecular function: protein binding. The transcript is spliced from 3 exons. The record is from RefSeq and is a predicted model, not a curated record. Bases 19 to 627 code for a protein of 202 amino acids. NCBI's taxonomy places the organism in Eukaryota, Metazoa, Chordata, Mammalia, Eulipotyphla, Soricidae.